This is a messenger RNA of Stylophora pistillata, 2658 nucleotides long. RefSeq names its product piggyBac transposable element-derived protein 4-like. Lineage: Eukaryota; Metazoa; Cnidaria; Anthozoa; Scleractinia; Pocilloporidae. The record is from RefSeq and is a predicted model, not a curated record.
CUGACUUUGAAACGCCCUCCAAGAAAACGGCUUUCUCUGCAGAGGAGCUAACCCUAAACCACUUUUAACCCUAAAACCACCAAGUUUUUUUUGAGACAUUUUACAAGGAAUUUUCAAAAAAUUGUAAAAAAAUCAGUUUUUAAGAUUUUUGUUUGAAAUUUUCACUGUUGGCAGCCAAGAGGUAGAUAUUUAAAAAAACGGUUUUAAAGAAAUAUACCCCUGUAGGGUUUUUCAGCACUGAGAUUAAACACAGUUAUAUUGACCUAAAAAUUUUCCGAAAUUUUGGCUUGCAAGAGCUCUUGUGUCACGAAAUGAACGCAGGAGACUGGGGAAACUAGUUCACAGGUUACCCUCAACUAUCCGGAAUCAAAAUGGCGUCUGUUUACUAUAGUGACGAAAGUGAUGAAGAAAAUGUGCUUGAUGAACUUCUGCAGCCUGAAAAUGAGGAAACGGAUGAGGAAGAAGAAUCAAACUAUCACGAGUGGACACUUCAGCGACUCAAAGAAGAGUUGGGUCGAAGAAAUCUUUCAAAAACAGGCAGAAAACAAGAGUUGAUCGAUCGACUGGUUGAACAUGAUGAAAGCGGAGCUGUGUUGUGGUCAGAUGAAGAACUUGAAGUGGAAGACCUCCCUCCUUUUCGAAAACAUCCUGGCCCAACCUUCGUUGUUGGCGAUGAACAAAAUGCUGGAGAUAUAUUUAAUCGCUUUUUUACACCGGAUUUGAUAGAAGUUUUGGUUACAGAAACCAACCGAUAUGCACGUGGGAAAGAAGCUGUCAAUUGGGUUGACACUUCUGCUGAGGAAAUAAGAGCAUUUCUGGGAGUAACAAUUUGGAUGGGCUUGAAACAAGUACCUGAUCUUUAUGAUUACUGGUCAAACAGUACAGUUCUUUCAGUUGAUGGCAUAAAACAUGUUUUCCCGAGGAAAAGGUACGAGGAAUUGCUCCAUAAUUUACAUUGUGCUGACAAUGGCUCUGCCAUCCCUGCUGGCCAGCCAGGUCAUGACAAAAUUCAUAAGAUUCGAAACGUUUUGAAUAUUCUCAACAGAAAUUUUCAGGACAACUGGACACCACACCAGCAAAACAGUGUAGAUGAGGGAAUGAUUCCAUUCAAGGGAAGAAUUGGGUUCAAACAGUACAUGAAAGAUAAACCUACCAAAUGGGGUAUCAAGGUUUGGAAGUUAGUGGAUUCAGUUAGGGCCUACCUUCUCCACUUCAAAAUUUAUACUGGAAAAACUGAUAAUCCAGGAGCAAAUCUUGGAGAGAAAGUUGUCCUUGAUCUUUGUACUUCUCUUCCAAGGGGUAUUCCCUGGAAGCUGUACUUUGAUAACUUUUAUACAAGUUUGUCAUUAGCCAGUUCACUUCUUGAGCAAGGAAUCUUUUGUACUGGGACGACCAGACCAAACCGGGUGGGGUUUCCUCAUCAACUUCACAUGGCCAGACUCAAAACUGGAGAGAGUAAGUGGAUGAUGAAAGAACCAAGAUUUUUUGCACUGAAGUGGAAGGAUACAAAGGAUGUAUAUGUGCUGUCUACUAUGGCAAAGCCAGGGGUAGAAGAUGUCAGGAGAAAAGAGAAAGGUCAUGUGGAAGGUGUUAUCAAGCAGUGUCCCUCAGUCGUGGUGGACUACCGCAAGUACAUGGGAGGAGUGGAUACAAAUGAUCAACAUCUGUCAUAUUACAAAUGUUCUAGGAAGUCUAGUAAAUGGUGGAUGCCUGUGUUUAUGCAGAUGUUGGACAUGGCAAUUGUCAAUGCAUGGAUUUGUGAGUGUUUUCUCAGGGGAGAUCAUAACUCAAGAAAGCAGAAGGUGUUCAGAGAUGAGCUUGUGGUCUCUCUGUGUGGAAAAUUUACAGGAAGAAAGAAAGUUGGGAGGCCCUCUGGACUCCCAGGACCAAGGUUUGACAAGGCAGAACAUUGGCCUAAGAAAAGAGAACAAAGAGGUUACUGUGCUUGUGGCUGUGGAAGCCGUGGCCGUAUUUACUGUGGAAAGUGCAAUGUUCCUCUGACUAUUGAGUGUUUUGAACUGUGGCACACAACUGCCUAACUGAUGUAUUUUAAAAGCUUUUUCUACUUCAAAUUAAAUUAAGAUUUCCUUUACAAUGAUGUUUAAGUUGUAGAAACAGUUUUAAAGACAUUUUAACAAUUAUUCUUACUUCCAAUACCAUGUAUACAUGUCGACGGACCAUAUGGUCCAUUUGCUGGUUUUAGGGUUAAGGCGCUAGAGACUCGUUCUGGAGAUCAAUGAUCCUAUAGCAGGAGUUUCAGAGAAAUUAAAAAUUUUGACCAAAAUUGCCAUGCUACCCCUUGGGCAAAAAAUCUAAGAUGGCAGACACCAAAGGGGGUGCUAUCAUGGGAACUGCUGUAACUCCCUGAACUUAAAUGCUCUUGACUAAUGUAAACCCUUCUUAACCGACUCAGGAGACCGCCACACCCGAUUCCUCGGAUUCGGAGGGCAAACUUCGGUUGGGGAGACCCCAGCAGCUGUCCUUAGGUGAACCAGGCGAGAUCAGCCGAGACCUGCCCGAGACAGACACCGAUGAGGAGGAAGUGCCCUCUCCUGCACCCGCCAAGAGACCAUCAAUCCAAAACCAAGGAAACCCGACAAGACCUGCUUGGUACCUGGUUGCGGGGGUUACUCUGGGCGGAAUUUGAAGCGCCACUUG